Molecule: messenger RNA, 1885 nt
Organism: Cynara cardunculus var. scolymus (artichoke)
Lineage: Eukaryota; Viridiplantae; Streptophyta; Magnoliopsida; Asterales; Asteraceae
Product: patellin-3-like
Exons: 4
Coding region: 53-1657 (534 amino acids)
Molecular function (GO): lipid binding
Source: RefSeq, a predicted model, not a curated record
AUUCUUUCUUUCUUUCUUUCUUUCUUUCUUUCUUUCUUUCUUUCAUCCAUCCAUGGCGGAAGAAACCCUCAAGACAGCUGCUGCACAAUCGCCUGAGGUUGCCGUUGUUUCCGAUGUUCCAGAGGCGGAGAAGGUUGAAGCCUGUGAGAAAGAAGCUGUGAAGGAUGUCGCCGUUGAAGAAGAGAAGGAGAAGGUUACGGCGUCGAUUUCAUUCAAGGAGGAAAGUAACGUUGUGGGUGAACUUCCUGAUCCACAGAAGAAGGCUUUGGAUGAACUCAAAUUGUUGGUUCAGGAAGCUCUUAAUAAACAUGAGUUUACUGCUCCACCUCCGCCACCGCCGGUUAAGGAGGAGGAGGAGGAGAAGAAACCCUCUUCCGCCGUUGAAGGUGGAGCUACUGUUCCAACGCCGGUGGUUGAAUCUGAAUGCAAAGAAGAGGAGAAGGUUACAGCGGUGGAGCCAUCGGUGAAGGAAGUGACGGAGGUGAUUGUGAAAGCCGAAUCUUGCAUCGAUGAAGACGGAGCAAAAAAGAUCGAAGCGAUUCAAGAAACAAUAGUAGCAGUCACCAUGCCUGCUGAGCCACCAAGGACAGAAGAAACAGCACCACCACCGUGCGCGGCGGAGGAAACACCCAUCUCACCAGAAGAAAUCUCCAUCUGGGGAAUCCCAUUACUCGCCGACGAACGUAGCGACGUUAUCCUCCUGAAAUUCCUCCGAGCACGAGACUUCAAGGUGAAAGACGCCUUCACGAUGCUUAAAAACGUAGUGGCAUGGCGGAAAGAGUUCGGAAUCGAAUCACUGCUCGAUGAAGAUCUGGGAAUAGAGCAAGAGAAGGUGGUUUAUAUGCAUGGAGUCGAUAAAGAAGGCCACCCAGUUUGCUAUAAUGCCUAUGGAGAAUAUCAGAACAAAGAACUCUAUCAAGAAACCUUCUCGGACGACGAGAAACGCAAAAAGUUUCUCCGGUGGAGAAUCCAGUUCCUUGAAAAGAGCAUCAGGAAGCUCGAUUUCAGUCCCGAUGGGAUUUCCACCAUUGUUCAAGUCAACGAUCUCAAAUAUUCUCCGGCACCCUUCAAGAAAGAACUCCGGCAAGUUCUUCAGUUGCUCCAAGACAACUACCCCGAAUUCGUCGCCAAACAGGUGUUCAUCAAUGUUCCAUGGUGGUAUCUGGCUUUCUACAAGAUGAUUAAUCCAUUCUUCACCCAAAGGACCAAAAGCAAGUUUGUGUUUGCUGGCCCUUCAAAGACCACUGAAACCCUCUUCAAAUACAUAGCACCUGAGCUGGUUCCAGUUCAAUAUGGUGGGCUUAGCAGGGAAGGUGAACAAGAAUUCACCACCACUGAUUCUAUCACAGAAGAGAUCAUCAAGCCUUCAUCUCAACACACAAUCGAGCUCCCUGCACCUGAGACAUGCACGUUGACAUGGGAGGCUCGAGUGGUGGGAUGCGAAGUGUCGUAUGGGGCUGAAUUUGUGCCAAAUGCAGAAGAUGGAUACACGAUUAUUGUUCAGAAAUCAAGAAAGAUUACAGGGAACGGUGCAGAAUCGGUGAUCAACGGGCGGUUCAAGUGCGGAGAAGCAGGGAAAGUGGUGCUUACAUUCUAUAAUCAAAGCUCCAAGAAGAAGAAGGUGUUGUACAGGUUGAAGAAGAAGACAUGUGAGUGAGAGUUGGUUUCAUAUUUCAUACAUUUAUAUUAUUGAAUUUAUAUUGUUCUUUUGGCUGAUGUGAUGUGAUGUGAUUUGUUUGGUUGUUUGAUUUGUGUUACAGUAGUAGUUUUAGCAUAUGUUCAUUGUUGGGAUUUUUGGACGACUUAUAUAUUUGAAUAUAUAUAGUAAUGGAUUGUGGGCAAAUAUUUUUUGAAUCCAUUUCGUUUAUGGAUUUGAAGUUUGUGU